Messenger RNA from Fusarium sp. VM40, 861 nucleotides. The record is from the annotation of a GenBank genome assembly. Lineage: Eukaryota; Fungi; Ascomycota; Sordariomycetes; Hypocreales; Nectriaceae.
AUGCCGAAUACCAUGAUGAAGAGCCCGCAUCACUCUUCUAUUGAGAAGAGGGAACCUCAAGAUGCACCGCCGCCAGUCGCAGACGCGAGCGGCUCGAAAACCCCAGUACGACAGCAGAACAUACCUCAUCAGGCGAAGACUCCAAGCUCCCACAAGUCGAUGGCUGCUAAACAAGCCACUCCAUCUCUCACGCGCGACAGAGAAACAGGUCCAUACAUACGAUUUAAGAAACCGUGCUACAAAACUGGAGCUACUUCGGCUCCCUUUGACAGGACCUCUGCUGAAGAAAGGCCAAAAAGAACAAUGGACUUACCAAACUUCACCUACAGCCAAAAACCGUUGAUGAACUUUGAGAGCAAUGAUGCUCAACCGCCCAAGGACGCACCGAAAGGCCCCAGAGCCGACCAGUUCAAACUGAGGAAUACGACUGAGCAACGAGGAUCCAUAUCCUCCUCUAGCUCUAGCCUGCCAGUAGCCAGACCCGACAGCGGCUUGGGAUCGGGCUCAAUCCACCACGCGAAUGCACUCGCUGCAGCCAUAAAAGCUCAAGCAGCGCCAGAAAUCGCCCGGAGACAUCUCGGUGGCAUUUUCAAAAUAAAAGUCAUGGAGCUAUGCUUGAGUCUUAAGGACGAAUAUCUUGCAAUGAAUCCUGCUCCUUUACACUACCAAGAGCCAUUCUGGAGUCAUCUGUUGGAGAAGCUAGAGUCGAAUUCGGUCACUCGGGGGAAGUUCAAGGUUUGGAAAGAGGUAAAGGAGGCAAUUGACCAUUGGUGUCAACCGCGGAGGACCCUCCUACGAGAAGGCAAUUUACCUCCAGUGUCUCCGUCACAACCAGAACUUGAUGGUCUCAUCGACUCGUAG